Molecule: messenger RNA, 3386 nt
Organism: Chroicocephalus ridibundus (black-headed gull)
Lineage: Eukaryota; Metazoa; Chordata; Aves; Charadriiformes; Laridae
Gene: STX11
Product: syntaxin 11
Exons: 3
Coding region: 326-1192 (288 amino acids)
Biological process (GO): intracellular protein transport; synaptic vesicle fusion to presynaptic active zone membrane; exocytosis
Cellular component (GO): synaptic vesicle; plasma membrane; SNARE complex
Molecular function (GO): SNAP receptor activity; SNARE binding
Source: RefSeq, a predicted model, not a curated record
CGCGGGUGCUGCGGCGGCAGCGGCACUUCGGGGGCAGCGGGACGGGACGGGACCGGCCGGGACGGGACGGGCUGCCCUGCCCGGGAAUUGGAUUCUACUGGAUCUACUAGACCACAGAGAUCGUGGGCAAUGUUUUAUGUAUCGUUGGAGAUGACCUUCUCACAAGUGGCCUCAAUCCAUGUGUUCAUUCACUGAUGUCCAGCUUCGUACUUCGUGGUCUUACUCAGCAAAGUGCCCGAGGCUUGCAGCAGUGACCAAAGUCAGAAGGAGCUGACUUCUGAACGUACCAGGUACGAAGAACUGUGCUUCAGGUGUCUCAGGCAGGAUGAAAGACCGGCUAAACGAGCUGCGCGAAUUUGCCAGGUUACACAACCAACAGUUUUCUGAUAGUGAGGAUGAUGAAAAUUCACCCCGCGAUGUUCUCCUUUAUGAGACUGAUUAUGCCUUGGAAAUUCUUCAUAAAGACAUACAGAACAUCCGGACAGAAAACGACCACCUAAAAGAGGAUGUCAAGCGGCUCAGAAAGCAAAACACCCGCUUCCUUACUUCCAUGCGCCGUAUUAGUAGCAUCAAACGAGAUACUAAUUGUAUUGCCAGAGACAUCAAGGCCCGCGGAGAAAGCAUCCAUAGGAAACUCCAGAUAAUGAGAGAUUUCAGCGAAGAUGCAAUAACAAAAUACGGUGCAAUGUCUGUCAUUGCCAGGGUAGCGAAGAACCACUACGUUGACCUCAUGCAUGCCUUUCAGGAAGCUAUGUUUGAAUACAAUGCAACAGAAAUGAACCAACGGGAGAACUGCAAGAUUCGAAUUCAGCGGCAGCUAGAGAUCAUGGGUAAAGAUGUUUCUGGCAACCAGAUUGAGGAGAUGAUUGAGCAAGGCAGGUGGGACGUCUUCUCUGAGAAUCUCUUGGCGGAUGUUAAGGGGGCUCGCUCAGCCUUGAAUGAGAUAGAGACACGUCAUAAGGAACUGGUGAAGUUAGAAGGUCGCAUUAAGGAAGUCCACGAGCUCUUUCUGCAGGUGGGCCUGCUAGUGGAGGAACAGGCGGACACCUUCAACGUCAUUGAGAUAAAUAUGCAAAAUGUUGAGGACUAUGUAGGAGACGCUAAAGAGCAAGUGAAAAAAGCUUUGGAAUACAGAAGAAAACACCCCCUCAGAACAAUCCUCUGCUGCUGCUUAUCCUGUUGCAGAAGGUGACUAUCCCACUGAAGCUAUCCCAGACCGACUCAAACAUCUUCAGAACGAGGCACUCUUUCCAGUGACUUUUCUGUAAUGGCAACCCCUAGAAAAGGGGGGGGCUAUUUUGCAGUCAGUUCUGUUCAUUGCCUUUUUCCAAUAUGUGCUGAAGGCUGUUCUAUUUGAGAGCUGCUAGAAAUGUUGAUAAAACUAUUUUUAAUCUAUUUCUAAUUGAAAUGUACUCUGUUGCUGUAACUAGAGGUGCAAGAAAAACUCUGCAAUACUUGUUUCAGAUAAGCAAGAGAGAGGAAUGAAUGAUGGGUUGUAUAACUCAGCCUAGGGAAGAUGAGACAUUUGAAGAAGUAACUUUAUUCUUUGUCACAGUGAGUCUGCAGGCGGUGCAGCCUUGCCGCCUGGAGUGACACAAUACACCACAGAAUCAGGAGGUUUCAAUCUUAACUAGUUUGGAGCCUGCUUGAUGCAAAUACUUGAACAGAUUUUUGCUCUGUUCAUUUGACAAAAUACUGAGCCUGUUAGCAGGAGCAGGACACAGAACUUUCUGUUUCAACUUGAUUUCCAUCUGUCACGAAUCUUAACAGAAGUAACUGCACCUUAAAUUAUAAUAUGCACGUUUUGCUCCAUUUGUGUGCAAGUGACUGCUUUUCUCCAUUUUGAGUACCCGCAACUUUGUCAAGGUGGCUAGAAACACUGCGACACUGAGGCAUCUCACUGGCUUUUGAGGUCAGCCACUCUGUAUACUCUUCAUUUCAAAACUGCCAUGCUUUUAUGCUUCUAAUACAUUUUUCUGCCAAUUAACACUGCAGCCAGAAAAGAUGCAUGCAGUGGCCUUCUGCAGAAGCACCCAUAAGAAGAAAACAGUUGGGGGGUAGAGAAAGCAUUUUAGGGUCUCCUGUGCUGGCACAUGCACACAAGCAGUUUUAGUGGAAGGAUUAUCCUGUCAAUAGAUUUUUAUUUUUUUACAAGCAUUGAUUUAAUAUGGAUUUUUUUAUAUAUAUUUUAAAUAACAUGAAGGAUUAAAUUUAUUAACAUUCCAUUUUACUAGUGUACAAAACCCAAGGCUUUUCUCCCAUUGUGAGGAAAUCUCCACCUGGGAAAGAAAAUAGACAUAUUUCUUCAGUACACCUGAAGAAGAAAGAAAACAUUUUAAUGUCAUUUCAGUGCUCUUUUCACGCUUAAAAGUAAUAUCUCCUUUUGUGUAAGGGGAGUCUGCCCACAAUGGGUUUGGAAUACAAGGAGGGAAUAGAAAAUUUGCAGCCCUGGAAACCACUGAGCACUGUCAGUGAAGCGUGUAUUUGGAAGGCCUGGGGAGUGAUUAUAGCUCCUGCUUCUGGAGGUUUUCCAACUAUAAUAUUUCUAGGUGGCUUCCUGAUACGCUGUGACCUAAUGCUAUCCUUUGAAUUAAUGCAGGACAUUUUUUCAGAAGUUAGUGACUUUUAAAAAAAAACUCUGAUCCUAUUUGUACCUAUUUUAAUAAAUAUAUUUAAACAUUUCAAAUAUUUUGCAUUUGGGAGUUUUCCUCGGGAGAUGCGCAUAGCCAUCUUCCUGCACCAAUCGCAAUGAAACGUUUCCCUUCUGAUCUUUUGCGCACGAAUUUUGUAUGUGAAAAAACACCCAUACAUUUCUUACUAUUUAUUUUGAUAUAACAAAACAGCACAACAAAUGCAACUUCCAAGUUUCCAUGUCCUAGUGGGAAGUACUUCUUUGCUAGGCAGGGUGUUUUACACAAAUAGAAGCUAAAUGGAUAACUCUUCUCAGAAACUGAAAGCCUCUUUCGCUGAAGCACCUGUCUGUGGUAACAUGGAAGAGUGAGGAACACCGAUCUUCUAAAAUAGAAGAUAUUUUGAUAUUCAAUGUUGUCCUGAUGAUAUCAGUAUUACGCUUGCCUGAGGACCUCUCCAACAACCCAACGUUCAAACUUGAAGUGGGGGAAAGGCGAGUGUUGAGCUGGCAGCAUUACCCGUAGCUUUGGUGCUACUCCAGAAGACAAAGUCGUUUACUCGUUAGGUACUGCCAUUCCGGGCAACGGAACUGUGCAUUUGUAGAGAAAUACCGUAAACCUCCGAGGGUCAGCCUACGGGCAUAAAUCAAUGAAGAAUAAAAUACGUAUUUCAUUUCAUCUGCAUAUUCUUAGCGCUCAACAAUGCUUUUGAUAAAAAACAUGUACUUUUUUUUUUGUUGGUUUCUUUUUUGCACA